AUGCUGAGAGCGUUUGACGAAGCCCAACAUACUGAUCAACGUUACCCGUUGUCCACGGGCGACAGACCAGUCACAAGUGGCGUCUACCAACUUCUCCGCAGCACACGCAACACCGGAGCUUUCAGGGUCACAUCGGGAGUAGAUUCUGCGAUCGACGUUCGCCGCAGGGUGUUGGAUUUUGCUUUUGACUCGCCCCUUUCUACGAUCAUCGUCACAGCCUUACCAGGCACAUUUCUCCUCGUUGCACGCCAGCUUCCAGAUACCUGGGCGAGCAGACAUCAAACGUCUAUUGCAAACGCGUUGCACUUCGUCGCACUUGCCAGCUGCACGAAUCAUCAAUUCGAAGCCGGAGACUUGUUAGUACUGGUUUUUGUCAUGGUUGCGUUUGACGUGUUUCAGCGGGUUUUAGCGGCGGGCGCUACCAACCCUGACGGCGAAUCAGAUCUCCAACCCCGCUCGCCCUCGCCUUCCGAAACUCUCCGCAGCCAAACGCGCUCUGAUCAGGCCAAUGCGAGUAUCGUGCUCGAUCUUAAUACAGCAGCCGUCGAGGAUGGAGAUUUCGAGCCAAUUGAGCCAUCUGUGUCAUCACAGUCAGGGACAUGCGAUACAAAAACAACCACCGUGGACCCCAAAGAUAGCGAGAUCCUGCGACUGCAACGGUCGCUUACUGAAUCCAAAACAGCACACAAGGCUCGUGAAGUCCAACUCCGUGUCACUAAGGAGGAGCUUCAUAACGCACGCGAUGCGCUCAACCAGACCUUCGCGGAAUACUCCAGCCUCCGCGAACAGCUGAAGAUUAUCAAACAAAACUUGGGCCGGGACCAUCAAGCUGUAGUAUAUCGGAAAGACAUUGAGCUCUUUGCACUUCGAAAGGGCAACGAGCAGAAAGACAAGAACAUCCAAGAUCGCGACAACCAGCUGGAAGAGAUGGCCCGGCAACACAAGACUAUCAUGGAAGUCAAAGACGCCCAGUUGAAACUGAUGAGGGAGCGGCUGAUCUCCAUGGAGCGACAGUCAAGCCCACGGGAAUCAGAGGAUGGGGAGAAUGCACUCGAAGUGAGGCUGCUUCGAGUCAGGAAAGGCAGAACCUCGCCGGAAGUUGAAGAAGACAAGGACGUGGUCAUUGCAAAGCUGCAACAACAACUGGCCUUCAAUAACAAGAGCAACGAAGAAGUCGUCAACCAGCAAGCUGAACUACAAAGAGCAUGGGAGAUGGCCAAGAAGAUUCAGAAAGCCUUGAAGGAGGAGCGGGAAAGGCAUACACAGACGCGAGAGCAGCUAGAAGAGGCCACGGUCAAACUUGCGGAAGCGGAGCCACAGCCCAGGAGUCGGGCCGGCUCUGUUGUAGGACGACUACCGACGAUCGAUGAGGACGAACACGACAAGGACGAGCUUGAAGCCAUGUUCAAUACUACUCAGCAGGAUAACCUCCGACUAUAUGCUGAGGUGGCUGCUCUAGAAAAGCGACUGAGCGACGCCAAUGCACGUUUGUUUGCAGCAAUGCAGGAGGUAGAGUCCUUCAGGGUGCAGCUAAAUCAAGAGAAAGAGGUCACUGAAGACAUGGAAACUGCGCGUCCCAGCGUAGUACACCGUGUACACUUCCAGCGCAUGGAGGGUCAGGUAUCUGAGCUAAGGGAAGCGCUCGCUAGCAAGGACGAAGAGAUGGAGUUACUCAGAAACACCAUUGCGGAGAAGGACCAUUACGUCAAGGACAUACAGGGCGAACUCGAUGCAGCUGCCAGCUUUCACACGCAAGAUCAAGACGAGAUCGAACGCUUGAAGCAAUCGAUCGACGAGCUGCAAGCGACAAAGUACCAGCUCAUGCUCGAUCACGAACGCCUUGGAUCGCAACGUACCCGGCAGCGCGUCAUCUCCACGGAGCGUACUGAUCGUUCAUCCGCUCGCUCAAGUGGUGCGACACUCAUCCAAGAAUUGAGUCCACCGCUGACGAAGCAUGCAGAGGAGACGCCACCCGUGGAAACUCUACCAACCAUGCCGGUAGUACCAGAACGGGAAGGAAGUAUCCAAGAAACACCCCAACGACACCUCCGCAGCAAAAGUUCACCAAAGGAAUCAUCGAACCGCUGGAGCUUGAUGUCGCACGACGUCCCACCUGCUGAGCUGAGAGAGCUGAAGAGCAACCGCAGGAGGAGUCUGGGUCUUAAGGUUAUGAUGCAGAAGAUGGUCAGGAAGAACCAGGAGGCUGAUUCUACAUCCACUGAGGCUGUGAAGACACGGGCUGAAGAGCCUCUGAAGCGGGAAGAGUCUAAAUUGAGGCGCGUGCUUGCACCCAAGGACAAGAACCUGUCUAUUCGUCCUUCUACCGCUGCAUCAGCCAUUGCGUCCAAGCCUGUCGGUGCUCAACCUCUCGCUACACCCAAGACCUCGCCGCUACCUCAGGCUGUGCGUCCGCCGAACCCAAGACGUAAUUCUCCCGCUACCCCACGGUAUUACGCUACCCAGAGCGCGACGAACCAGGCAACAAACCCAGCUGAGACGGAGAACGUGGAGAAGAAGGAGAGACCCCGCAGUGCGAUGGGUGUUGAGCCGGCAAGACCGAAGAGCCGAUUGAGCUGGGGCUCUACGAACAAACUUAAACGACGAUCAUUGUACUGA
Molecule: messenger RNA, 2616 nt
Organism: Alternaria postmessia
Lineage: Eukaryota; Fungi; Ascomycota; Dothideomycetes; Pleosporales; Pleosporaceae
Exons: 3
Coding region: 1-2616 (871 amino acids)
Source: RefSeq, a predicted model, not a curated record